GCGUUUCCUUGGAGUAAAGUAGAGUCGUGUUUUGAAAGAAUUAGGUAUAAAGCAGCGAAAGAGUUUGUGCCCAAAUCAAGAAAAAUGGGCAAGGAUAGACCCGCAAACGAAAACGCAGGCAAACGGCGCGCCCACCAUAAAUCCGAUUCGGAAUCCGAGCCCGACCCGGACUCUGACUCCGAUCACGAUUCCGACGGCACCAGGAAACGGAGCAAGCGCCACAGUAGAACCCGGAGCUCCAGCUCCAAGAGAAGGCGCUCCAGGGAUUCCGAUUCCUAUACCUCUUCGUCGCACUCCGAUGAAGACUCUUACGAUUCCGAGUCGGACGAAGAGGAGAGGAGGCGCCACAGGAGGGAGAGGAGGAGGAGAGAGGAGAAGAAGGAGAGGCGGAUGAGAGAGAAGGAGAAGGAGAGGAAGAGGAAGAGGAGGGAAGAGAAGAAGCGGAAGGAGAAGAAGAAAAAGAAGGAGAAAGACAAGGGGCAGAAAGGCGCCGUCACUAAUUCCUGGGGGAAGUAUGGGAUUAUUAGAGAGACUGAUAUGUGGAAUAAGCGACCUGAGUUUACUGCAUGGUUAGCAGAAGUGAAAAAGGUCAACCUGGAAAGUCUAGCCAAUUGGGAAGAGAAGCAGCUCUUCAAAGACUUCAUGGAAGAUCAUAACACAGCAACCUUCCCAUCUAAAAAGUAUUAUAACCUCGAUGCUUAUUACAAACAUAAAAUAGAAAAGGAAGUCAAAAAGGGAUUUGCUAAAGUGCAGGAGUCCGAACGUACUGUAUUCAAUGAUGAAGAACAGCGCAGGCUAGAACUGCAGAAAGAGCGUGAAAGACAAAAAGAGGAACAGGUGCAAGCAUUACAGCAGUCGAUGCAGUCUGGAAUGGCUCAAGCAAUGAAAGAGCAAGCCCAACUCAGGGAAGAGAUGGCUUAUCAAUAUAAGCUUGGCAACUUUGAGGCGGCAGCUGCUAUUCAAAGAAGGUUGGAUCCCGAUGUUGCUACCUGAGGAACUAUUUGAUGCUUCUUGGAUCUCUUUUGAUGCGUUUAUACUACCCAAAAAGUAGAGCGAAGCGGUUUUUAGGAGUAAGAUCUGAGACGUUGGGACAGAUGCUGAUGCUUCAGUUUGCGUCUGAAGAAUAUGAUCUUUCUUGUUUACGUUAGGUUUCUGUAUCACAGGUGCCUUCUUUCAUAUUCAUCUUCCAAAUUUUGGGAUGUAGUAGCUGUAGAUUCCGUAGAAUUUGUGCCUGAAACUGAUGAUAGAGGAUAUGUUUAAUACAUAUAUGGUGUGAGACCACUUUGUUAAAUAUUUUUAGUCGCUGGAGAAAGUUACAGAUAUUGAAGCUGCUAGCCAUAUAAAUGAACGAAUUCUUUUUUUUCA
Messenger RNA from Salvia miltiorrhiza (redroot sage), 1365 nucleotides. RefSeq lists its product as uncharacterized. Lineage: Eukaryota; Viridiplantae; Streptophyta; Magnoliopsida; Lamiales; Lamiaceae. The transcript has 8 exons. Bases 85 to 993 code for a protein of 302 amino acids. The record is from RefSeq and is a predicted model, not a curated record.